This is a messenger RNA of Lobosporangium transversale, 942 nucleotides long. Its product is annotated as mannosyltransferase putative-domain-containing protein. Gene Ontology annotation, molecular function: alpha-1,3-mannosyltransferase activity. Lineage: Eukaryota; Fungi; Mortierellomycota; Mortierellomycetes; Mortierellales; Mortierellaceae. The annotation marks the transcript as partial. The transcript has 3 exons. The record is from RefSeq and is a predicted model, not a curated record. Gene Ontology annotation, biological process: protein O-linked glycosylation. Gene Ontology annotation, cellular component: Golgi apparatus.
UUCUUUUUGAGGUUAGAGUCCAAGCUGUAUCCAUGGCUCCAUCUCAACCGUCAAACAUCAUUUUCAAUGUAUGAUGGGUUUGAAGGCCGAGGGAUUGUAAUCUGUGCUGGGAAUGGUCAAUUUGAAUAUCUGAUUUCGUCUGUUCAGGCGAUCCGAAGGUUGCAACCCAAGAUGCCAAUCCAGAUCUUCCACAUGGGUCCCAAAGAUCUGUCAGUUGAACGGAGGAAGUACAUUACAGAGAUGACAAAUGAUAUUGAGACAGUCGAUAUCUUUGAAAUCCUUGAUAAUGAAUGGAUGCAUUUGGGGGGCUGGUCCAUCAAAGCAUUUUCUAUCUUGGCUUCACGAUUCAAGGAGGUGAUCAUGAUCGACUCUGACGCGUAUUUCUUGAGGGAUGUUGCGGAACUCUUUGAGGAUCCUGGUUACAAGCUCACAGGAACGCUCUAUUUUUAUGACAGAACACUGUUCCCUAAUUGGAAGAAAGGGCCGAAUUGGAUGCGGACGUUUUUACCCAUCAUGUCGAGUUUUCCUCCAACGACGCGUAUGUUCCGAGGCCUAUCCAUGCAUGAACAAGAAUCUGGGGUAGUGGUUGUGAAUAAAGGCACCAGACUGCUGGGCUUGCUGGCUACCUGCAAGAUGAAUAGCCGGUGGGAGCGUAGUAUGUACACGUACGAUAACUUUUAUGGUGAUAAGGAAUCAUUCUGGGUUGGAUAUGAAAUGGUUCAAGAACCCUAUGCGUUUGUAAAAUCAUAUCCCGGGGUGAUUGGUGAGAGGGAAGAGUAUCCUCUCAAGAAUGAUGGAUCACAACCUCAGACGGUCGCUGUCUGUGGCACACAACUUCACCUAGAUUACCUUGAACGGCCCAUGUGGUGGAAUGCAGGACUGAUGCGUAACAAGAACUCUAGGGACCGACGCAUACUUGACUUUGGAUACUGGAUGGCUGGC